AUGGCAUGCUCAACUACAAAUCACAACCUUAAUUUCAACCGAACGAGUUCGUUCGAAAGAGUAAAGAUGUCUCGUCCUUGUGAUAUUGCAAAUUGUCGACGUAUAUCGCGAGCUUUGUGCCAUUGCUGUAAUCAAAAUCUCUGUCGAGAUCAUUUGAAUGAACAUGAUGACAUGCUGAAUAGUCAAUUGAAUCCGUUUGCCGAUGAGAUUAACCAAUUAAAUGAACGAUUAAAUUGUAUUGAUGUUAGACAGUUAAUUGCAUAUGAUAAUGAACAGUUAUUGCGUUGGCGUGAGCAUUCACAUCGACUUGUAGAAGACUAUUUUAACAGCAAACAACAAGAACUUGAUGAAUAUGUAAAUAAAAAGAUUCGUCAGAAAAUCGAAGACGUUCAGCAUUUGAGAAAACUUUUGAAUGAAUGCGCUCGGAAACAAGACACAACAUUAGACGAUCUCAAAUCAAUUUCUUCUAUUAUUGCUCUCCUGCAAAAAGAAAUCACCGCCAUGGAACAAAGGUCUUUCAGGCUUAAUAUAAGUCCUUUGCAAAUCGAUCAAAGGUUGAUUCAACUCGAAGAAGAACAAGAUACAAAAAGUGAUUUUAAUCUAGCGACUCUUGGGCCAUCGCUGCAUACCAUCAAUCGCAGCGAAGACAGUGCCAAGCCUCUAGCCACUAAUCAUCGCGUGACGUUAAUACACCAUGAUAAUCAUUUGUCUCUAUUGAAUAACGAUAUGAAUGUGAUCAAAUCUGUACUUUGGCCCUCCGUCUGGAUUUGGGAUAUGUGUUGGUCAUCAACAUUGGCUCGGUUUUUCAUAAUAACGCGUACUGGCAUAUUUAUGUUGGAUGAAGCAACGAUGACAUUGGAACAAGUGGUCAUCAAACACGAACUUUGUCUAUGUUCAUGUUCUUGUUCAGAAACAUCGUUAUAUGUGACAACAGACGAACUGGCAUCAUCCAUAUGUGAGUUCAGUUUGAAACCAACGAUUAGCAUCGUCAACCGAUGGCAGCCAGCAGAUCUUUGUCAAGUCGACGAAAAGAUUCAGGAUAUGGUUUUUCGUCGUGGAACGGUUGGUUUCAUUCUUGUAAACCAAACAAACCAUAUGAAACGCUUAGAACUUCGAGCAACAGACACUUUCGAAAAACUAUGGACAGUUCAAUUCAAUAUUGUAGAUCCUCUAGAUAAUUUAUAUCGUUUAUGCUCAUUUAAUUAUGAUGAGUGGUUAAUCACUGAUUGGAAAUCAUCCCAAAUUUUUCACAUAACAAAUGAUGGACAGAAGAGGGUGAAGAAUGCAAAGUCUCGCAUGGGAAAUACUUGUUCAAGAACUACUUCGAUGAGCGCGAGCACGAUAUCUCGAUCGAAUGCGAAACGCACUAAGCUGCUUGGAUCACGUCGACGAAUUGUGGAAAAUUUUAUUAUCGUUUGGUUAGAUGCCAAGAUCGACAAAUCUGAUAAAGAUAUACAAAACUCACUCGACCAACUUCAACGCACCGUGAACACGAUAAAAACAUUUACCGAUAUUGAUGUCUGCUUAGAUUAUCUAAGUCAAAUUGAACAUGAGAAGGUAUUCAUGAUUAUUUCAGGUUCGAUGGGUGAACAGGUCUUACCGCAAAUCAACAAUAUGACUCAACUGGAUUCGAUCUACAUAUUUUGUCAUGAUAUAUCCAAACAUACGAUAUGGGCUAAAGAAUAUAAGAAGAUUCAAGGCAUUUUCAAUGGUAUCGAACUCAUUUGUGACAAACUUCGAAAGGACAUCCGUCGACGUGAUGAAGACUUAACUGCAGUUAGUAUUGUUUCCACGAAAUCUAAUCAACUCGAUCAGUCGUUUAUGUAUUCUCAAUUAUUAAAAGACAUAGUAUUACGAUUACCGUUUAACGCACAAGCGAAACAAGACCUCGCUCAAUUCUGUCGUGAACAAUAUUCGAACAACAAAUACGAAUUGAAAAUUAUCGAUGAAUUUGAACGCGAUUAUGAACGUCCAUCACCUAUUUGGUGGUACACACGUGAAUGUUUUACAUAUACAAUGCUUAAUAAAGCACUAAGAACGCAAGAUAUCGAGAUCAUUAUUAAAAUGGUUUUUUUCAUUCGUGAUCUUCACCGACAGCUUGAACAAUUACAUUCGGAACUGGAUAAAUCGAAAUCGAUCGUAGUUUAUCGUGGUCAGGGUAUGCUGAACGAUGAUUUUGGAAAAUUGAAGUCGAACCAAGGUGGAUUGAUAGCAUUUAAUAAUUUCUUAUCAACAAGCGAGACACGUGAUGUGUCACUAGGUUUCGCACGUUGUGCACUUAAAAAUCCGGAUCUGACCGCCAUUCUGUUCGAAAUGCAUAUCGAUGCAUCGGUGUCAGCAACGCCAUAUGCGCCGUUAGAUAAUCUCAGUUACUUUUCUGAUAGUGAAAAAGAAAUUCUCUUUUCUAUGCAUACAGUGUUUCGAAUUGCAUGCUGCAAACAAUUGGAAGAACGUCUUUGGGAAGUCCAGUUAGCACUAACCAGUGAUAAUGAUGAACAGUUAAGACAAGUGACAGAACAAAUGAAGAUCGAGAUAGAAGGUGGCUCUGAUUGGCAUCGCUUAGGACAUUUAAUGGCUAAAAUGGAUAAUUUUGAUAAAGCAGAAGAAAUCUAUAGUACAUUAUUAGAGGCAGCAGAUAAAACUAAACUGCAAGAACUUGCUCCACUUUAUCAUCAACUCGGAUAUGUCAAGAAGAAAAAAGGAGACUACGCCAAAGCAUUGUUCUAUUAUAGAAAAUCACUGGAAUUGAAACAAACGUAUUUGCCACCGGAUGCCCCGGAACUUUCAGUGACAUACUCAAACAUUGGUGCUACUCUUCUUGAACAACGAAAUCUUGAUGAAGCAUUGGGAAAUUUUCAGCGAGCACUAGAAUUAGAUCUGCAUGCCCCGCAACCCGAUCCAUUGGAAGUCGCUACGGAUUACAAUAAUAUCGCUUCUGUCCUGAUGGAUCAACGUCGAUACGCAGAUGCUUUGAAAAAUUCUCAGAAUGCACUGAAUAUUUUUCUGGAUAAACUUCCACCGGCUCAUCCAUCAAUAGGAACGUUAUACAAUAAUAUUGGCGAUAUUUACGAUGCCAUUGGUGAUCGAUCUACUGCACGUUCAUGUUAUCGAAAGUCAUUGGAUAUCUUAAUAAAAACCCUUCCUGAAAACCAUAGCUCUUUAGCCAUCAUUCGCAACAAUAUAGCGAGAACAUCGACUCAAUAA
This is a messenger RNA of Adineta ricciae, 3204 nucleotides long. Lineage: Eukaryota; Metazoa; Rotifera; Eurotatoria; Adinetida; Adinetidae. The record is from the annotation of a GenBank genome assembly.